UGGCCCUGCUGUCAAACACAGAUGAGAAUACAGCAGCAGGUUUCGGGAGGGCACCGCCGUUAGGUAAUCGCGUUUGUUCUGUGCUCGGCUGCUGCGGGGACCAAUGGAAACGGAGCGGCGAGCUGUGCACGAACAACAAAUCAUUUUAAUUUAAUUCCCUCCAACUCCGAAGCUGCCGGAGAGGCGACGUGUGCACACCGGUGAUGGUGCACAGACACACGCCAGCCCCGAAACUUCAGAGCGGAUCUGUGAACUGUAAGACGAGUCCUGCGCCUCCCGCCGCUCGUCGGGCUGACGCGUGAGCCGGCUGAUGGUCGCUUUCAUGACAAGAGCAAUUAUGCAAUUACGGCUUAAUUGGUGAGAAGCGUCUUCAUUACAGCAACAGAUGAGAGAAUGUUGAGGGCGGACAAGAGAGACAUUAAAGAGCUGCGGCUGCCCACCUGCGCCCUUUAAGAGCUUCUCUGUAGGACCUCCUUCUCAGCUCCUGUAAAGAUCUCUUCCAUCCUGUCACACAUUCCGAGGCCAUCAUGCCCAUCAUCAGUAAUGCCAACCAUGACUUCAGCACCUACUCGAUCAGCAGUGACGACAGCAGCCUCGACCGCUUCUUCACUGAGAUCCCGGAGACCGAGACCAUAAAGGGGGUUUACUUCCAGCGAGCCCAGCUGCUUCGGGACCCCAAGGCCUCGUAUGUGGUUGACCACACCCUGCAGGUUCUCAUCAAUGUCGGGGGCAACCGGUACACCUUCCCUUGGAGCACCUUGGAGCAGUUCCCCCAGAGUCGCCUUGGACGGCUGCGCUUCUGCACCACCCCUGAGGAGAUCGCACGGCUCUGCGACGACUAUGAUGAAACGUGCAAGGAAUACUUUUUUGACCGAAACCCGACAGCCUUCAGGGUCAUCCUCAACUUCCUGGCUGCGGGCAAACUGCGUCUGCUUCGGGAACUGUGUGCCGUGUCGCUGCACGACGAGCUUGACUACUGGGGUGUGGACCUGGGCCACAUGGAGCGCUGUUGUCGUCGUCGCAUGAUCACCCGUGUGGAGGAGGUGGCAGAGCGAGAGCGCAAAGAAGAGGAGUGGAGGCAGAAGAGGGUGAUGCUAAAGAAAAGCACCAUACGGGCUGAAAAAGGCUAUCGGAGACUGACCUGGAUGCUGCGAGAAGUGGUGGAAAACCCUCAGUCAGGGCUGGCCGGGAAGAUGUUCGCCUGCCUCUCUGUCGUCAUGGUGCUGGUCACCGUCAUCAGCCUGUGCAUCAGCACCAUGCCGGACCUCAGAGAUGAAGAGACCAGGGGCGAGUGCUCCCAGAGGUGUCACAGCAUGUUCGUGGUGGAGUCCAUCUGUGUGGCGUGGUUCACCUUGGAGUUCGUGCUGCGAUUUGUCAACGCUCAGAGCAAGCUGGCCUUCGCUCGUGGUCCCCUCAACAUCAUCGACGCCAUCGCCAUCCUGCCGUACUACGUGUCCUUGGUCGUCGAUGUCAGAGAUGAGUCGCAGGAGGAUGUCAUCAUGGGUUCCGGCAGAGGCUAUCUGGACAAACUGAGUCUCAUCCUGCGGCUGCUUCGGGCCCUGCGGAUCCUGUACGUCAUGCGGCUGGCCCGCCACUCUCUGGGCCUGCAGACUUUAGGUCUGACCAUGCAGCGCAGCAUGAGGGAGUUCGGCCUGCUGCUGCUGUUCGUCUGCGUGGCCGUGACCCUCUUCUCGCCUCUGGUUCACCUGGCAGAGAGCGAACUGGCGCCGUUUGCCGCCACGCACCCCCACCACAGCUUCAGCAGCAUCCCGGCCUCCUACUGGUGGGCUAUCAUCUCUAUGACGACGGUGGGCUACGGCGACAUGGUGCCACGCAGCAUCCCCGGACAGAUAGUCGCGCUGACCAGCAUCCUGAGUGGCAUCCUCAUCAUGGCGUUCCCCGCCACAUCCAUCUUCCACACCUUCUCCCGCUCUUAUCAGGAGCUCAAGCAAGAGUAUGAGCGUCUGUGGAAGGAGGAGCGAGACGAGGAAGAGGCUGCCGUGUCCGAGGACAGUUGGUCCAAAGUCGAUUUGUCACCAGAUGAGCACACGUCCGCGUCCAAGGAAGACAACGACAGACUGAUGUCAAACAGGAGUCAUGAGUCCACACUUCCAUCCACAGCUUUCUGAUGGACCAGGAAGAGAGCAGUCAAACGCAAACUCCACAGAACAACAUCACAACGUCGACUCCAGAAGACUGUUUUGUCGUGUACAGUGAAUUAUGCUUGUUCAUAUUCUGGAUUCACACUUUAGGCUUUUAACAAACUAUCACUUAUCAGAUUCCAUUAAGCUCUGUUCAUGUCAGCACAUACCUGCAGCAGCGCAGACUGAACCUUUGUCAGCUCAAUUCUCACUUUUUGUGUUAGAAAAUAUAAACUAAAAUAUUACUGCAAUUAUCGUGUACAUUUUUCCAUUGUCGGCAUCUAUGGACGUAUGAGCACUCGUCAUGUUGUAUAGCGUUGAUAGUAGAAUUUUUCAACAUGUUAACAUUAGCUGUUUGGCAGUUUCAGCCAUCUGACCCUUUACAACAUCCAAUAUUUGGAGAUUCAUGUGUUUGUGCUCCAUUCAGAAAGCUAGUUAGGCUAGCUUGCUGGGAUUAGCGCUGGCUUCCUGGCACCAACGCUUCCUCACAUGCUCUGCCAAGCUGCAUGAUCAGUGAACUACGAUGUCAGCACAGACGCAAAGUGACAGCAUCUCCACUGUGAUGGAUUACACAGCACAACCGUCACGUCUGUGCGGGGUGAUUUUUGUUUUUGGUGGGAAUAAGUGGCUGUCUGGAAAGUGUGAUUUAAAAAUGGUGGGCAACAGUUUGUAUUGUCAUAGUCCUUUAAUGUGCAGAUUACUUUCAUCCUCAGCUCUGACGAUUGUGUAGCUCCUCUAGCGUCACUGCUUGUACACUUUCAAAAUAAACUAUUUUACUCU
Molecule: messenger RNA, 2921 nt
Organism: Scatophagus argus
Lineage: Eukaryota; Metazoa; Chordata; Actinopteri; Scatophagidae
Product: potassium voltage-gated channel subfamily G member 4-like
Exons: 3
Coding region: 528-2129 (533 amino acids)
Biological process (GO): potassium ion transmembrane transport; protein homooligomerization
Cellular component (GO): voltage-gated potassium channel complex; membrane
Molecular function (GO): protein binding; delayed rectifier potassium channel activity
Source: RefSeq, a predicted model, not a curated record